AUGUUUCGAAAAACCAAAAAUAACCUGGAUUGUAUUUUAGUUGAUUUCCAAUUUGCUAGAUACAUUCCUUCCGUUUACGACGUUUUAUUAACAAUGUAUUUGAAUUUAUCUUACAAGGAUUUAAACGAUAAUUUUAAAAGAUUAUUAGAUUUUUAUUACGAAUGUUUAAAAAGAACUUUGGAAAAGCACGAAAUUGAAAUAAAAAUGAUUAUAUCGUAUCCCGAAUUUUGGAAAUGCGUCGAUUUUUAUAAAAGAUUAGCUAUAGUUGAAGCAACUUGGUUUGGAACUAUCGCUUUUAUUGGAGAUGAUUUAGGACAAAAAAUUAGUUUGGAUGAAGAUAUUUUUAGGGAAUUUUAUUAUUUUAAUAGAAGCAAACAUUUAUUGGAAGAAAUGAAAAGGAAUGAAGAAUACAAGGUGAAAAUAACCGAUUUAUUAAGACACAUUGUUAUUUUAUUUAAAUAA
Molecule: messenger RNA, 462 nt
Organism: Onthophagus taurus
Lineage: Eukaryota; Metazoa; Arthropoda; Insecta; Coleoptera; Scarabaeidae
Source: RefSeq, a predicted model, not a curated record